Zingiber officinale is the source of this 1232-nucleotide messenger RNA. RefSeq names its product protein CONSERVED IN THE GREEN LINEAGE AND DIATOMS 27, chloroplastic-like. The transcript is spliced from 7 exons. NCBI's taxonomy places the organism in Eukaryota, Viridiplantae, Streptophyta, Magnoliopsida, Zingiberales, Zingiberaceae. The coding region runs from base 120 to 1043 and encodes 307 amino acids. The record is from RefSeq and is a predicted model, not a curated record.
AUAUAUAUACUGCCUUCUUCUGGUCCACAUCCCUCUCCCACGAACACAGAUUUAAUUAAACUGAUUUUCUCUUUCACUUCCUUAGAAUUUGGAUUGAAGUUCGAAGACCCGCUGAAGCUAUGCUAAGGCUGCAUAUUUCUAGCUGUGGAAUCAGCAGCAGCAGAGUGACAGCAACCGGUGGCAGGCGCCGUGGCGAGUUGGUGCUCAAAGUUUGGGGGUGGAAGUGCCCCGCAAGCACAAAGCAGAGCCGCUUUUGCUAUGCCAGGGCCACCAAAGACGACGCUGGGGGCGGCAACGCCGGUGGCUUCGCAGAGCAGGGUUGGGACCCUGGCUUGGAGAUCGAGGUCCCCUUCGAGCAGCGGCCCGUUAAUGAGUACGAAGCGUUGAAGGAUGGCAUGCUUUACUCAUGGGGGGAGCUAACCGCUGCCGACUUUCUCUUGCGCAUCGGAAGCUUAUCGCUGCUUACGUUUACUGUCGUAGGAGCACCGAUUGCAGCUUCAAGCUUUAGCCCUUCCAAGGAACCGCUGAAGUUUGUCCUUGCAGCUGGGAUUGGCACUCUUCUCCUGGUGGCUUUAGUCCUGUUGCGGAUUUAUUUGGGAUGGAGUUAUGUGGGCAACAGGCUGUUGUCAGCAGUGAUACCCUACGAAGAAACUGGGUGGUAUGAUGGGCAAAUCUGGGCCAAACCACCUGAGGUACUGGCUCGUGAUAGGCUCUUGGGAUCUUAUAAGGUAAAACCAGUAAUCAAGUUGUUGAAGCAAACGUUAGUCGGGACCGGAGUUUUGCUUGUCGGUGCCGUAUCUUUGUUCAUAUUUGCUGCUCCAGCUGAAGACUUCCUGCAUUCUGGUUUUGUGCCAAAUUCACAGAGCAAACUGAAUCUAAGAAAGGAAGAGCUGCUGAGGUUACCAAUAGAGGUCAAGGACAACGAUGACCUUGCGGCUGCGGCAGCUGAAGCAGCAGAUGGAAGGCCAGUUUACUGCCGGGAUCGCUUCUACCGUGCCUUAGCAGGAGGCCAAUACUGCAAAUGGGACGAUUUGCUGAAUUAGAAGAACAGAUAAAUUGUAGUUCCCAGAACACAGAAGCAUCAUAAUACUGCAAAUAUUGCAUAGUAAUUAAGCAGACGAUAUCAAAAAUACCUUUGUUUUGCUGUGCAUGGCCUUUUGACCCUGUUCCUGUUCUAUUCUUGUCUGAAUGCUAAGGAGAUGACGCGUUGGCUCUGGUGAAUGAUUUGUUCA